Messenger RNA from Gavia stellata (red-throated loon), 564 nucleotides. RefSeq names its product transcription factor E2F3-like. Gene Ontology annotation, cellular component: RNA polymerase II transcription regulator complex. Bases 1 to 564 code for a protein of 187 amino acids. Gene Ontology annotation, biological process: regulation of transcription by RNA polymerase II. NCBI's taxonomy places the organism in Eukaryota, Metazoa, Chordata, Aves, Gaviiformes, Gaviidae. The record is from RefSeq and is a predicted model, not a curated record. Gene Ontology annotation, molecular function: DNA-binding transcription factor activity, RNA polymerase II-specific; RNA polymerase II cis-regulatory region sequence-specific DNA binding. The transcript has 5 exons.
AUGAGUUACGUUGCUGGUCUGGGCCAACAACGACAAGGGCCGUUGUGGCCCCUGGUUCCACCACUUAGACAGAAGGCGAAACGAAGGCUGGAGCUAGGAGAAAGUGGCCACCAGUAUCUGGCUGAAGGACUAAAGACUCCAAAGGGGAAAGGAAGAGCUGCAACAAGAAGUCCAGAUAGUCCAACAAAAAAGACUUGGUAUGAUACAUCACUUGCCCUUCUAACAAAGAAGUUCAUUCAGUUGCUGAGCCAAUCUCCUGAUGGGGUCUUAGAUUUGAACAGAGCGGCAGAGGUCCUCAAGGUGCAAAAAAGGAGGAUUUACGAUAUCACCAAUGGACUGGAAGGCAUCCAUCUCAUUAAGAAAAAAUCCAAAACCAACAUACAAUGGAUGGGCUGCCGUCUGUCGGAGGACGGUGGCAUGCUGGCCCAGUGUCAAGGCCUCACAAAGGAGGUGACCGAACUGACUCAGGAAGAGAAGAAACUGGAUGAGCUGAUCCAAAGCUGCACCCUGGACCUCAAGCUGCUAACAGAGGACUCGGGGAAUCAGAGAUAUCCUUUUUUUUGA